Molecule: messenger RNA, 441 nt
Organism: Paramecium octaurelia
Lineage: Eukaryota; Ciliophora; Oligohymenophorea; Peniculida; Parameciidae
Source: the annotation of a GenBank genome assembly
AUGUAAUUAACAACACCGAUAAGGUUAGCUGAAUCGCAUUAUAUUGCAGGACCGAAUGUUUCAAAUUAUCCUUAGGUGACUUAAUCAAUGAAGAGUCCCAAUAUUAGUGCUGCUUCUGGGAACAAUUCAUCAUAGAAAGCUAGAUCAGAUUCAAAAUAAUAUAAUUAAAUGGUUCAAUCUUCUACUAAUUAAAUUAUAGAAUUUGAUUCAAUUGAACCAAUUUAAAUAUAAUGCGAUAAUUGUCAUACUUUUAGCAGUUCAAUUGUGCAUGUGGAAUACACUAUUUAUACAUAUGUUUCUGCUUUAUUAUUAAUGUUAAUAUGUCUUUGUUGGAUUCCCUUGGUGCUGAAGAAAUACUUUAUGAAAAUAAGCCAUAGUUGUCCAGGUUGUGAUCGUCUGAUUGGAGAAUAUGAUUAUUUGGGUACAAAAUUCAAUAACUGA